AUGAUUCCAAAAAGUAAUUUUUGUGAAGUCCAUCCUACAUGUGAAAUAGGAGGUAUUUAUAAGGAAUUGAACAAUAAAUAAUGUCCGAGAAAGUUAUGCUUUGAGUGCAAUGUAACACUCAAAAUACCACCAGAGAGUAUUUUAACUAAGGAAAUUUUGAUUUAAAAAAUAUCUGAAAAGUUAAAUUCAUUAGACAUAAAUCAUCUCUUAAAAGAAAAUGUAGCUAAAACCAUUUUAAAGCGUUUUUAACAAUAACUUGAUUUGUUUUAAGCAGAAAUAUUUUAGAUAUUUUCUAGUAUUCAGGAUUCAGUCAAUGCUAUUUCAGAUGAAGAGAAAGCAGAAGAUGAAAAAUUUAUCAAACUGAUUAAUAAAGAUUUUAAUCCUUUUGAUUGUUCUAACAAGGAAUUAGAUUUUUUAAUAAAUUUUAUUGAAGGAAACAUAUUUGAUGAAUGGAUAUAAAGAAAAAAAAUUUUAAAUUCAUUAUUAUAAAAAGCAGAAUUAUUCUUGAAUAGUCUCAUCUAAAGUUCAUAUAAGACCUGUUUCUUAUUUGAAAAUAUUCAUAUGAAUUUGUAGGAGUUUAUAAAAAACUAAUAUACUAAAGUUUAAUCUGAACCUAUUUAGCAAUGUGUAGGAUUAUAAAAAGUUAAAAAUAAGUUAGAAAAAAUAAAAUUUCAAAUAUAAAAAAGGAAAAAUGGAGAUAUUGUUUAUUAGAAGGAUGGAUAAAUUCUUAGAAUGUAAAUUAAUAACGAUAUAUUAUUAUAGAAUAAAAAAUACUUUUGAUUUAAAAAUUGACAAUUUAUUUGAUAAUCUUGAAUAAAUAAAAUAUUUAGAAUUUUCAGGAUAAAAAGGAGUUAAAGAGUAUAAAAUUAAACAAUGGAAUUAUUUUUGGAAAGGAUAACUUAUAGGAGGAGGCACAUAUAAUUUAAUUGGAUAAAAGUAAGGAUAAUGGAAAGAAUUAAUUAAGAAUUUUUGGGAGUAUUAAAUAUAAUUAAUUAAUUAUAGUUAAAAAAAUAUAAUAGAAGAAGGCAACUAUUUAGAAGGAAUUAGAAAUGAUGUUUGGAAUUACAUCUGGAAUGAUUAAAUAAUGUAAGUGUAUAAAUAAUAAUAAUUAAGUGGAGGAGGAGCCUAUGAUAAAUAAGGAAAGGGGCUAAAAACUGGAGAAUGGAUUGAAUUAAGUGAUGAUUUCAGUGAGGAAAGUUAAGUAACUUUUAAUGGUGAAUAUAAUUAAAAUGGUAUGAAGGUUGGAAUGUGGGAUACUAUGUAUUGUAAUAACAACUAGAAGGAAUAUAAAUAAAUGUAAAUAUAAAUGUAAAAAUAUUUUAGUGGAGGUGGAUUGUAUGUUGAGUCACAUAAUUAAGAAAGUAAUACAAUAAAAAUUGGGAAAUGGAUAGAGUUAAAUGAGGGAUUUUCUUAAAAUUCUUAAGUCACUUAUAAUAGGGAAUAUAAUGAGAAGGGUUAAAAAAAAGGAAGAUGGGAUAUUAUGUAUAGCCGAAAUUAAUAUUAAAAAUAUAACUAAAUGUAAAUAUAAAGGUAAUAAAUAUUGUAGUGGUGGUGGAUUAUACGAAGAAAAGGAUGGUCGACAUUCAAUAAAAAUUGGAACCUGGGUUGAAUUGUGUUAAGAUUUUAAGGAUGAAAAUUUAGUCACUUAUCGUGGCGAUUAUAAUCAGAAUGGUUUGAAAAUAGGUUAAUGGAUUAUUAUGGCUAAUGGAGGAUAGUUGUAUGUAUAAAGGUUCAAAAAAUUAACUUAGGGGUCAAGGAUAAUAUAAGGAAUAGGAAGGAGGAUCAAAAAAGGCUGGAAAAUGGAUAGAAUAAUGGGAAAAUUUUUAAGUUUGUUAAGAAAUUCAUUAUGAAGGUGAAUAUAAUAGUAAUGGUUGUAAAAAAGGUGUAUGGGAUAUAAAAUUUUAUGGAAAGAAAACGUAAAAAUGUUAAAUAAUUAUGUUAGCGGUGGUGGAUAAUAUGAUGAUUAAGAAGAAGUUUCAAAAAAAAUUGGAAGCUGGAUUGAUUUAUUUGAUGGAUUUCAUAAGCAUGCAUAAGUUACUUUUUGUGGUGAGUAUAGUGAAAAGGGAUAGAAAAUAGGAAAACGGGAUACGAUGGCUUGGGGAAAAAAAAUGUAUAUAUCAAGAGUAAAAAUAUUUAAGUGGUGGUGGAUAAUAUGAGGAGUGGGAAGAAGGUUCAAGAAAAAUUGGAAGUUGGAUUGAUAUAGGAGAUGAUUAUUGGUUUGAGAAUUUAGUCACUUAAAGUUAGAAAGAUUAUAUUUUUCAUUAACUUUCUCAAAUUUGA
Messenger RNA from Paramecium sonneborni, 2280 nucleotides. The record is from the annotation of a GenBank genome assembly. Lineage: Eukaryota; Ciliophora; Oligohymenophorea; Peniculida; Parameciidae.